UGAAGGAGAGAAGGAAUGAAGCUUAGGCGCUAUGAAAGAGAAAAUCCCAAUUUUAAAUGUGAAUAUGUGCUUUAUACCGUUAUUUCAUAUUUGGAGUAGUUGUUCAAGAGAUCCCCUUCCCCCCCGGCUCUCUCUCUCUCACUCUCUCUCUCUCUCUCUUUUUCUUCUUCUUCUUCUGGUCAACUCUAGUCUUCCUCUCUUUUCAUAUUCACAGCAGAGCAGCCCCUGAAAGAGAGAGAGAUGGGUCUCCUUUCCAACAAGGUAGACAGAAGCCAGAUUAAAGCAGGCGAUCACAUCUAUACAUGGAGAGCCAUUUACAGUUACUCUCACCAUGGCAUAUAUGUUGGAGGAAGCAAAGUGGUUCAUUUUACAAGGGAACAAGAUACGAGUUCAAGUAUGGCAACCUCCCUGGACUCUAGUAUAGGUUCUGUCUGUCAAACUUUUCCUGACUGCGGAUUCAGGCUACCGAACAGUGGGGUUGUCCUCUCUUGCCUGGACUGUUUUCUUGCGAAAGGACACCUGUACUGCUUCGAAUAUGGAGUUACACCUUCAGUUUUUCUUGCCAAGGUCCGGGGUGGGACAUGUACAACGGCGACAUCUGACCUCCCAGAAACAGUUAUCCACAGGGCAAUGCAUCUGCUUCAAAAUGGGUUUGGAAACUAUGAUGUGUUCCAAAACAACUGUGAGGACUUUGCAAUGUAUUGCAAGACUGGACUUCUGAUCCUUGAUACCAAGUCAGCCAUGGGAAGAAGUGGUCAAGCUGCUUCUAUCAUUGGAGCCCCUUUGGCGGCACUUCUUUCAUCUUCUCUGAAAUUGUUAAUGCCUGGACCUGUUGGGGUUGCAACUGCAGCAGCUGGGAUGUAUUGUAUGAGCAGGUAUGCUACUGAUAUAGGAGUUCGAACUGAUGUAAUCAAGGUGGCAGUGGAGGACAUGGCUGUGAACCUCAAUUGGGAAGACCCCUGUAGGUAACUAUCAGGGAUGGAGUCUUCUACCAGCAAUCCUACGGAUUCACAAGAGGACCUUGUCGCUCUGAAAAUAAUAGCAAAUUACUUAAUAAGACCCCUCCCCCAAAAAAUAGGCAUUCAUAUUGAACUGAAGCUCCCUCUUACAAAGAUCAUAUGCUGGGUAUGGUGGGGUUGCCAUUAUAGUCUUUUUUUAACUUUUUAAAAAUCAGAAGUUGUGAAUGAGGAGAAUGUUUCCUCUCAAUAUAAGUAGCAGUUUGGUUA
Macadamia integrifolia is the source of this 1226-nucleotide messenger RNA. RefSeq names its product protein LEAD-SENSITIVE 1-like. The record is from RefSeq and is a predicted model, not a curated record. Bases 241 to 969 code for a protein of 242 amino acids. Lineage: Eukaryota; Viridiplantae; Streptophyta; Magnoliopsida; Proteales; Proteaceae. The transcript is spliced from 2 exons.